UCUUCUGUUCCCCCCCUUCCCCUUUUCUCCAGCCAGAAAGCCCGCUUCAAGCGCGCUCUUCUGACUUGCACUGUGUAGUCAAGUCGUAGGAGAUUGCUGCCUUGGCCAGCGUUGCCGAGGCUCACAGAGAGUCGUAGAUUCUACCUAUAGCCUCAGUGACAUACUGCAUGCCACGCUGAGGCAUGCGUCGGCCGCACGCAAUAGUUUGUUGCGUCGGCCCACAUCCUUUACCUCUCCCCCUAGUCUCUCAUGGGAUUGUGCUCUGGACAGAGCCACCCUCUCCCUGCAAGGUUGCUGCUGAAAGGAGUGCUGGAACCCCUUUUGGCGCGCUCUGCCUUUCUUUGAAGUAUGUCGACUAACACUUGCGAUGCGGAGUGGAUCUGAUCAUUCUGAUGAUGAUGAUGAUGAUGAUGAUUCCGUGGAUUUGCUGAUGUGGGGUGCCGUGUCUUUUAUUGCACCGAGCACCUACUUAACCGAUUGAUUGCGAUCUGAUAUUUGUUUUUCUCUGCUUUGAUGAGUCUUCCUGCCUUUCGGGAUCUCCUUGUCUGAUUUUAUGCCUUUGCAUGUGCAUUUUCCCCGAUGCUUGAUUGAUGAUGAUAUUGUGAUUAACUGAUUCAUUACCCCAUUGCAAUAGAGUAACACGUGUCCAUUUUUGAACCCUUUGAUGACUUGAAUGUAGGUAGUUGACGAUGAACUAAGCUUAGGCCUGGAUCUCGAAAACGCGACUUUAUUACCGUUCUGAUGGGAUCUAACAUGUCUGCUUGCUGUAGCCAUGUUCUAGUGGUGAUGAUGUUUUUGUGGAGGCGUGGGGGAGAGGCAGCAGGAGAGGAGCUGGAGCAGGAGCAGGACCAAGGUGGCUUCAAAAACAUACCUUGAGAAGUCAGCAGGCACGCGUCUCCCUGUUAUGUUCGGUGGCGCUUGUGGGUGCCAUUGAUAUUGCAAGGGAAACGUGUCUGCGACUUACCAUAGUAUGUCGUUGGAGUUGCCCUUCUCUUCUCUUCACAGUGGCCAUGAUGGUUACUCUCGUGUACAUUGCUUUUCCAGGGCAGGGGAGUUCUUUCAGUGUGACUGUCUGUUUUGGCAGUUUUCACGAAGAUGGAGCGAGGGCUCUAUUGAUUGCUUGAUACCUUUGGAUGGACCCCGGAGUCGUCGAUCAUACGAAUUGGGAGGCGGGGAUCCGACCGAAUCGUCCAUGGAUUGGAACGUUUAAAGAGAGAAGUCCUGAUUUAUAAGUUUGAAGUGCUCUGAACGGGAGCGAGGCAGGAUGUCGGUGGAUGCGGCUUGGCUUUGCAGUGUGAGUUUUGUGAAUUUUGUGUCCGUAGCCUCGGAGAAGGUUUGUUUGUGUAUGCCCUAUGCCCCUCCCUUAGUCCCCAGGAUAACGUGAGGGGACCCUUCGGAAUGGGUGGGGGGGCGUGGAAGGAUCUUGACUCUGCUGUUUUGUGAGCGGGUAGGUUGUUUUGACGACUCGUUGAAGUCGGGGCGAGCGAAUGGAGGUUGGUUCGGAUGGUCGUAUGUGGUGUUUUGGAGGUGGUGUGAGCAAUAGCCAAGUGCUGGGGGAGAGUAGGCAGUGGGCGGGUAGGCUAGGUCAGUUGUAGGUUGGUGCAGGCCUGGGGCUUGCUGAACAGAGCACUAGAUGUAUUUGUGAAGUAUAUCCGAUAAAUAUAAAUGUGCGAUGGUCGUAUGAAAGGAGUAGCGAUGUCGAGAGUGAGAAACUGAAACAGUUACGAACGGUUGCAAUUCAUUGUUGCUCUACAAACGGACUGGAAGAGGUCUCGCUGUAGGUGUGGGAUAUAAUGAGGAAUGGAAACAGAGAUAUGGUGUGCAUUAUUGUCGUUCUCCAUCUCUUGGUGAAAAUCCUCUGUGCCUAUGUGACGUCAUUUCUGUCUGAAUUGUUGUCCUUUUGAGUCAGGGUUGAUGAGUGGCAGUGCCACGUGCUGUUGAUCUGCCGGAGUUCGUUGUUGGGGUGCUCGCUUCCGUCUUCUGGCAGUCGUUACUGUCUGAAUUGUGGUCCUUCGAGUCAGGGUCGAUGAAAGGGGGGUGUGAAUUCCGGUGAUACGUCUGUGGUGGCAGGAGAAUCGGGGGGCGGGGGUGUUAUUUCGUUGCGUGUAUGGCGAAGAUGUGGAGUCGAGGGUGUUGGAUGAAGUAGAGGAAGAUCAGUCCCCAGUUAUAAUGGACCUCUUGAGUAUAUAUGUGGAAAUGGAAUAUAGCGUUCAUAAUCUUAGAGUUUACAGUUUGACUGGAAUAAUAUGGGCAGAACGGUGCGAAUUAAAAAACACCGGGCUAGUAGUGCGCACUCGUUACGUGUAAAUUGGUGGUUGGUGGUUGUUUCUUUGACGUGAAUAAGUGUCCUGAAUUCUUCGUUGACGUUGUUCUCUAUUGAGGGGUUUGUGGACGGAUUAAGAGUAGUGCAUUCCAGGGGUGCGAUAGCGGUGUUCGUUUGAGGCAUUGUUACCUGUGUGUUCAAUGGCCAUCGGAUAAGCUGUUUAAGGGCCAAUUGAUCUGAAGGGGUAAAUGGGUUAAUGAUGGAACUGGAUGCGAAGAUCUUUGACAAUCGGUGAAGUGGCGAAGGUAGUCUGUUCUACAUGUCGGGCAAUGUGUGCUUGUUAGUGGCCAUUAAUCGGUAGGUGUCGUGAAUCGAUCUCUUACGAGCAGAUGUAUUGCGUUAAACGUGAUGUGGAAAAGAGGUCCUGUGCACAAAAUCGGUGUCACUGUCACACUUACCACGAUGGUGCGGAUGAAAUAAAAUAAUUCGGAAUUA
Molecule: messenger RNA, 2758 nt
Organism: Chara braunii
Lineage: Eukaryota; Viridiplantae; Streptophyta; Charophyceae; Charales; Characeae
Source: the annotation of a GenBank genome assembly